UGGGCGGGGCUGAGGCGAGCUCAGAUGGCUGCUGCGCUGGGCGCCUAGGCGGGCGGGGGCCAUGAGCGCCACCCGACCCCAGUUCAGUAUCGAUGACGCCUUCGAGCUGAGCCUGGAGGACGCGGGGCCUGGACCCGAGUCCAGUGGGGUCGCCCGCUUCGGGCCGCUACACUUCGACCGCCGGUCCAGGUUCGAGGUGGCUGAUGAAGACAAGCAGUCCCGGCUGCGCUACCAGAACCUGGAAAAUGAUGAGGACGGAGCCCAGGCCUCUUCAGAGCUCGAUGGGGGAGUCAGCACAAGGGAUUCUGGGCGCAUAUCCAUCCGUAGCUCUCAGUGGUCCUUCAGCACCAUCAGCAACACCACCCAGCGUUCCUACAAUGCCUGCUGCAGCUGGACCCAACAUCCUUUGAUCCAGAAAAACCGACGGGUAGUUCUGGCCUCCUUUCUGCUCCUGCUGCUGGGGCUAGUGCUUAUCCUGGUCGGCGUGGGACUGGAGGUGGCCCCCUCUCCAGGUGUCUCCAGCGCCAUUAUCUUCGUGCCAGGUUUCCUGCUGCUAGUCCCGGGAGUUUACCACGUGAUCUUCAUCUACUGCGCUGUCAAGGGCCACCGGGGCUUCCAAUUCUUCUACCUGCCCUACUUUGAAAAGUGAGCUGCAGCUGCCAGUGGGAUACCAGAGCUCGACGGCCUCAGGCCGCCUCCACAUGUCCCCGGGGCGGUUCUCCAACCUACGCCCGGAUCUGUCCCUUUCACUUGGAAGGAAAAGGCCUUCUGGGAGCCUCAGCCACCAGCACCUCUGGAUUUGCUCAGGAAGCUUGGGGCAUGCCAGUCUGGGGCGUUGCCCCUUAACCUGGGCCCUGGACUCCUGGGUUGGUGUAAUUUUGUGCUAAUAAAAGGGUAAUUUA
Messenger RNA from Chionomys nivalis (European snow vole), 902 nucleotides. It is a transcript of the gene Tmem134, whose product is annotated as transmembrane protein 134. The transcript is spliced from 7 exons. Lineage: Eukaryota; Metazoa; Chordata; Mammalia; Rodentia; Cricetidae. The record is from RefSeq and is a predicted model, not a curated record. Bases 62 to 649 code for a protein of 195 amino acids.